AUGUUCAAGCUUACUACUGCCUUUAUUGCCGCUGCGGCUCUGUUGUCGGCCACUGCUCAGGCUGAUCCGCUCCAGUGCCACAUGCAGGCGUUCAAUGCCAACAUCAUCUCUGUCGACGCCUACUCUGCUAAUGACUUGUCUGACAAGCACGCCCCAUUGGGCGCCUCGGGCUACUUCGCCGAUGUCACUCUGACUGGAAAGUAUCACCAGGACGUCUUUGACGCCCGUCAUUGGUUGACCAUGCGUCACUCGGGUACUGACUGUCGCAAUGUCAAGGGCACCGAUUCCAAGGUUUGCAACAUUGACUACGUCGAAAACCAGCCCGGGAACUCGUGCGCUCAGGUCACUCAGAGGUCGCACCUCCUCGGUUGGUCGUCUGGCAAGGCUCUAGACAUCUCUGCGACCGCGCCCAAUGCGCCCGUUCACUUUCGCGCCUCGUUGGCUCCCUCGCUCCAGACCUGGUGGACCGGCCUGCCCAACACCUGUGCCGUUCAGAGAUACAACGCCCCUCACAACCCCUACAAGAUUGUCACGCUCACUGCUUCGGGCAUGCACACCUGGACCAAGCUCGUCAUCAUGCUCGACGCGCCCGAACCUUCUUUCUUCAAAUCUUGGUCAUGCGAGUACAACGACUCGCUCUCUCCUGUUGUUGGUAACAUACAGGUCUCUGAGGAUGGCAAGACCUACACUCUCACCAAUGUCAAAUACCAACCGAUCCUCUACUCUGCCAACGAGGAGAACAAGUCUUAA
This is a messenger RNA of Mycosarcoma maydis (corn smut), 750 nucleotides long. RefSeq lists its product as uncharacterized. The transcript has 2 exons. NCBI's taxonomy places the organism in Eukaryota, Fungi, Basidiomycota, Ustilaginomycetes, Ustilaginales. Bases 1 to 750 code for a protein of 249 amino acids. The record is from RefSeq and is a predicted model, not a curated record.